This is a messenger RNA of Ogataea angusta, 909 nucleotides long. RefSeq lists its product as uncharacterized. Gene Ontology annotation, biological process: urate catabolic process; purine nucleobase catabolic process. Bases 1 to 909 code for a protein of 302 amino acids. The transcript has a single exon. The record is from RefSeq and is a predicted model, not a curated record. NCBI's taxonomy places the organism in Eukaryota, Fungi, Ascomycota, Pichiomycetes, Pichiales, Pichiaceae. Gene Ontology annotation, molecular function: urate oxidase activity. Gene Ontology annotation, cellular component: peroxisome.
AUGGCUAUCCUGCAAUCCUCUACAUACGGAAAAGACAACGUCAAGUUUCUCAAGGUCAAGAAAGACCCCUCGAACCCCAAGGUCCACGAGGUGAUGGAGGCAACUGUCAAGGUUCUUUUUGUUGGAGACUUUGACGUUGCCUACACCAAGGCCGACAACGCUCCUAUCGUUCCAACCGACACGAUCAAAAACACGAUUCUCGUUGAGGCCAAAAAGUUUGACGUGUUUCCUAUCGAGGGUUUCGUUGCUCAUCUUGGUCUGCACUUUAUCAACAAGUACUCUCACGUCAGCGGCGUGGACAUUGAGAUUUUCCAGCACAGAUGGACCAAGUACCCUGUCAACGGCAAAAUUCACGAUCACUCGUUUGUGAAGGACGGCGAGGAGCUCAGAACCGCUUCGCUGAAGUACAAACGCUCCGGAGAGUUUGUUCUCAAGUCUGGAAUCAAGGACUUGACUGUUCUCAAGUCGACCGGGUCCAUGUUCUACGGAUUCAACCAGUGUGAUUACACCACCCUCAAGCCUACCACCGACCGGAUCUUGUCUACGGACGUCGACUCCGUCUGGGAGUGGGACUCCAAAAAGAUCGGCUCGCUACAGAACGUCAUUUCGCAAGCAAGAGCAGGUCUCUUUGAUUCCGCAUACAAGAGUGCCAGAGAAACCACUCUGAACCUGUUUGCACUUGAGAAUUCAGCCUCUGUGCAAGCCACCAUGUACAACAUGUGUGAGGAAAUUCUGAGGCUGGUUCCCCUGGUCAGUACCGUCUCGUACAGUCUUCCUAACAAGCACUACUUCCUGUUCGACUUUAGUUGGAAGGGUCUGGAGAACGACAACGAGUUGUUCUAUCCAUCUCCGCAUCCAAACGGGCUAAUCAAGUGCACUGUUGGCAGAGAGAAGAAGGCCAAAUUCUAA